Paramecium pentaurelia is the source of this 825-nucleotide messenger RNA. The record is from the annotation of a GenBank genome assembly. NCBI's taxonomy places the organism in Eukaryota, Ciliophora, Oligohymenophorea, Peniculida, Parameciidae.
AUGAUGUCAAUAUUAACUAUUGCAUUGUGUAUCACAUUCAUCACUUCUACAACAUUUAAUCUUUACUAAAUUUGUAAUUGCUCAUAACUAAUUUUUCAAUAUGAUUGCUUAAGUGCUGGUUUAGUAUGUAAUUGGGAUUAUGAUAAUAAUGAAUGCUAUGAUAAACCUUGUUCUGAUAUUUAUUAUUAAACUGCUUGCUUAUAAUAACCACAAAGAUGCUAUUGGAGUCGUGGUUGUUAUAAUUUUACUUAAUGUGGUGAUUUGGUCUAUACUUCAAGCUUCUAUUCAGAAUGCCAUGGAUAUAACUACUAUUGUCCAGAAUUUUAACCACCGGAUUGCAUAAGAGUUUAUAGUAUAUAAAAUUGUUCAUCAAUUACUAACCCAAAUACUUGCAAUUAUUACUAGUCUAUGGAAGGAAUUUGUAUUUGGACUGGUAUAAUUGGUUAGGGUUGCACUUUAGCAUAAUCUUGUGCUCAAUUCUUCAAUAAUGGCACUAGAAGUUGUCCUUAAAAAUAUUGUUAUUAUUCAUAGGACAAAUUUGAAACUUGUGCUCCAAAAUAAUGUAGUAAUUAUUUAGAAGAAAUUUAAUGUGCUUAAGGAAUAUAAACAUUUGGACCUUAUUUAAAAAAUAUUGUUGGCUGUUAUUGGAAUUCUGAACAAAAUGUUUGCCAAGAAUAUGCACCAUCUUAAAUGAACCAUGCGAACUGUUAUCCUUAUAGUAGAGGAACCUACCAUUGGAGCAAUACAGAUGAAAAGAAAGGUAAUUGUGUUCCUUGCUCUUAAUAAUUAUUAAUAAUAUCCAUAAUUUUAACAAUUUUAAUAUGA